CUUGAUGGGAUUUUUUUUUGCAAUUGAUGAGAUUAACAAGGACCCCAAUAUCCUUCCCAACAUUACUCUGGGCUAUCACUUGUUUGACACGUGUGGGUACAUUAUGAGGGCAAUAGAUUCCACCCUACAGAUACUGAGUGGUGCAGGAAUGUUGGGUGUUCCAAACUACUCUUGUAUGAAAAACUCUGAAGUCGCUGGUUUUGUGGGUGAUGCCACUUUCCCAUCAACACUUGCCGUGGCUGAGCUCUUGUAUAUUUACCAAUACCCACAGAUCAGCCACCGAGUCGCCGACCCUCUCCUGAGCGAAAGAGAAAAAUUCCCAAAUUUUUACCGCACCGUUCCAAGCAACUGGGUUUGGUAUGAGUUGGUUAUAGAAUUCCUGAAAAUGUUUGGAUGGAAUUGGGUUGGAAUCAUCACAUCCAGUGAUGGAACCGGAGAAACAGAAUUGAGGGAGCUGAGAAAAGAGAUGACCAGACAUGGGAUCUGUAUAGAAUUUGUUGUUUACCUGACCAGCGAUGUGGAAAUUAACAGAAGGAGGCUGCACAGAUACGUCCGGACAGUUAAGUUCAAGAACUGCCACAACCAAGACGUCAUGUUCAAUGAGAAAGGAGAAUUACCUAGUGAGUUUAUACUAGUAAACAUGGUGUUUUUUGAUCCUGAUACAAGCAACUGGAAUGUCGUAUUGAAAUUGGUUCAAAUGACUAAUGAUUUUAGUAAACGCAAGACAGAGGAGGUUGCAGAAGUAUCCUAUUGGAAACAGGGCAAGGUUCCCAAGGCUCGGUGUGGUUACCCUUGUCCUCCAGGAUCUAGGAAGGUUCCGACUGAAGGAAUCCAUAUCUGCUGCUAUCACUGUGUGCCGUGUUCUGAUGGGGAAAUCUCAAAUAAAACAGACAGCGACAUCUGCCACCAAUGUCCUGUUGACACGUUGCCGGAUAAGAGAAAAAUCACCUGUAUUCCCAAAACAUAUGACUAUCUCUCUUAUGAGACAAACAUCAUAGCUCUAGCUUUUUAUUUUAUCUCUAUAUUAUGUUCUGCGGAAACUCUCUCUAUACUGACACUGUUUAUUAUAUUCCGGGACACUCCAAUUGUGAAAGCCAAUAACCGGACAGUGAGCUUCAUCCUCCUGAACGCCAUCUUGCUGAGCUUCCUCUGCGUCUUCUUCUUCCUCGGACGUCCUGUGGAUAUAACCUGCAUGCUGAGACAAAUAUCCUUUGGGAUCUUCUUCUCCAUCGCUGUGUCUUCUGUUCUGGCCAAGACUAUCACAGUCUGCAUUGCCUUCAGAGCCUCCAAACCCGGAAGCUACUGGAAGAAGUGGGUGGGAGAGAAGACUUCUAAUUCUGUUGUCAUAAUCGGCUCCUCUGUCCAAGUUCUGAUCUGUGUUGUUUGGUUGUCGGUGUCUCCUCCCUACCAAGAGUAUGACAUGGACUCCUAUCCUGGGAAGAUCAUCAUUCAGUGUAAUGAAGGGUCAGUUAUCGGCUUCUACUCUAUGUUGGGUUAUUUGGGGUUUCUGGCAGCUGUGAGUUUUCUUCUGGCUUUCAUGGUGAGGACAUUACCGGACAGUUUUAAUGAGGCCAAGUACAUCACCUUCAGCAUGCUGGUGUUCUGCAGUGUCUGGAUUGCCAUGAUCCCGGCCUAUCUGAGCACCAGAGGGAAAUACAUGGUGGCUGUGGAGGUAUUCGCCAUACUGACCUCCAGUGCUGGAUUGUUGGGAUGUAUAUUUUUUCCUAAAUGUUAUAUAAUUAUCAUACAGCCUCAGAGAAAUACAAGAAAAAAUAUUUUCGAUAAGGUCAAAUCAUAA
Messenger RNA from Rana temporaria (common frog), 1798 nucleotides. RefSeq names its product vomeronasal type-2 receptor 26-like. The coding region runs from base 5 to 1798 and encodes 597 amino acids. The record is from RefSeq and is a predicted model, not a curated record. Lineage: Eukaryota; Metazoa; Chordata; Amphibia; Anura; Ranidae. Gene Ontology annotation, cellular component: membrane. The transcript is spliced from 5 exons. Gene Ontology annotation, biological process: G protein-coupled receptor signaling pathway. Gene Ontology annotation, molecular function: G protein-coupled receptor activity.